Molecule: messenger RNA, 688 nt
Organism: Trematomus bernacchii (emerald rockcod)
Lineage: Eukaryota; Metazoa; Chordata; Actinopteri; Perciformes; Nototheniidae
Product: E3 ubiquitin-protein ligase TRIM38-like
Exons: 1
Coding region: 36-674 (212 amino acids)
Source: RefSeq, a predicted model, not a curated record
CAGAAACUCUCUCACAGUGACUACAACGAGGAGAAAUGUCUCAGAAAGGAGCUCAGCUGGACCUGGACUCCAUUUCCUGUUCGAUAUGUCUGGAUGUGAUGAAGGAUCCGGUCACUAUUCCCUGUGGACACAGCUACUGCAUGGGCUGUAUUAAAAACUACUGGGAUGGAGAGAAACAGAAUGAAAAGGAGAGCUGUCCUCAGUGUAGGAAGGCCUUCACACCCAGACCUGACCUGGUUAAAAACACCAUGUUAGCAUUCCUGGUGGAGCAGCUGAAGAAGACUGGACUCCUGGAUGUUGAGAGGACUGAAACACAGAAAGAGCUGGGGGUGAGUCGACAGAACAUUCAGAAGAGGAUCCAGGACAGAGAGACAUAUGUGAAGCUGCUUAAAGAGGAAGAGAAGGCUAUCAACAGGUUUGCUAAUAAAGCAAUGAAGGACAGUCAGGGAAAAUUCGCAGUGUGGAACAUUAUCAUGAUGAAAAUAUGCUCUGAUGUGAAGCAGAAGAUCAUAUCCCAGCGGGAAAUUGAACGAAAUCGGGUCAGAAAUCUUCAGAAGAAGCUGGAGAAGGAGAUCUCUGAGCUGAAGAGCAGAGAAGCUGAGCUGAAAAAACUCACAGGGAGAGGAUCUCAACCAGCUUCAACAAAUCUACAACUCCCUGCCACCUCUCAGUGAAUCUACAGACACAU